This is a messenger RNA of Macroventuria anomochaeta, 874 nucleotides long. Its product is annotated as NAD dependent epimerase/dehydratase family protein-like protein. The record is from RefSeq and is a predicted model, not a curated record. The transcript has 2 exons. Gene Ontology annotation, biological process: import into nucleus. The coding region runs from base 1 to 684 and encodes 227 amino acids. NCBI's taxonomy places the organism in Eukaryota, Fungi, Ascomycota, Dothideomycetes, Pleosporales, Didymellaceae. Gene Ontology annotation, cellular component: cytoplasm.
AUGGCGACAGCAGCGCUCGCCGGAAGCACCGGCCUGGUAGGCUCCAACAUCCUCAGCCAACUUCUCGUACAUCCCUCCUUCUCCUCCGUAUACGCUUACGCACGCCGCGAGGUCCCCAACCCAACCGCCACAACUAAGCUGAACCCUCUCACAUCGACCGACACAUCGACAUGGACUGGCAUGUUCCCGCGCGAAUCGAACCCCAAGAUCUUCUUCUCAGGCCUCGGCACCACAAAGGCACAAGCAGGCAGCUUUGAAGCCCAGCGCAAGAUCGACUACGACCUCAAUCUUGACCUUGCCAAAACCGCCAAGGAAGCUGGUGUAGAGACAUACGUGCUCAUCAGCGCCGGAAACGCGAAUGCGCAGAGCAGCUUCGCAUACAUUAAGAUGAAGGGUCAACUCGAGGACGACGUAAAGGCGCUGGGGUUCAAGCAUACGGUUCUCGUGCACCCAGGACUGAUUUUGGGAGGAAGGGAAGACAGUCGGCCUGCUGAAUUUGCGAUUCAGAGUGUCGCAAAGCUGUUCAGGAGCGUGACACCGAAGCUGACAGACUUCUGGGCGCAGGAUGCAACGACUAUUGCUAAGGCGGCAGUUAAUGCGGGCGUGCAGUGUUUGGAGGGCAAGAAAGAGGAGGGUGUUUGGGUCCUGGGGCAGGCCGAGAUCAACGCCUUGGGUGAGGCAUAGAAACGUUGGUGAACGUCCUGCGAAAGCUACGCUCACAAUCGUGCCGGUAGCUGUAUGCAUACCAGAGCGCCUGUCCUUUGCUACGCGAUACUCUUCAAUAAAUUGUUUGUUCACCAUGGAACUAUGCCCAACGAUUGAACGUCCGGUCACCAGGUCUCUGGGAUCUGUAAAAGCGUGCUGUUGUGUACCG